AUGAACAUUGAGCUCUAUCCUGGAUACGAUGCUUUAAACUCUUACUUGAAGGAGAAUACAGUAUGGUCCUAUACUGAGUUUUUAAAUCUUCACAAAGACAUUAUCAUUUCCUCACCACCUUUUUUAGACGAUUGGAGUCUUCUUGACCUCACCUGGGCUCGUAGAUUUUUGAAGGAGGCAAAAGAACUGAAUUCUGACGAUUUAAUAACUUUAGAAGAAAAGGUAAAAAGACAACGUGGAAACAAAAAUUUACAGCCUUAUUGGGAAGAAAUAAUUUAUGAGCGGGGAAAGAUGGCAGUAAAACGAGCACAUCUCAUUGGUAGUACUAAUAUAUAUCGUGAAGUUGCAGAUAAUAAUGCCCAAGAAAUUAUAUCUGAAGGCUUUUCCAAUGUUUUUGUCGAAAAUCCUCUUGAGAAUGAUUCUAUAAAUAAACUCAAAAGAAAGUCUCAAAAACAAGCUCCACCUGCUAAGAAAACACACAUCUUGAAAUGGAAGUUUUUGAAUGAUGAAAAAGCCAUUGCUGAUGAAUGGAUUAUUAAUGAUCAUAGUAUAACAAAAUCGUUUUUAGACUUUAAGAAUAUGGCUAUCUCUUUGGCUAAUGAGGACUUCUGUCAUGAAUGUGCUGAUAUCAGCAGAGAAAAUGAUAAAGACAAGUUUGAAGAUUCAGUAGAGCAGUUGUAUUAUAAACUUAAAUCGGAAUUGGAUGAUCCUGAUAAAAAAUUGUUAAGAAAAUGCCAGAAUGUGUGGAAACAUCUUAGUGAGAAUUGGAAAACUUCAUUUGAUGGCAAUAAAACAAUAGAAGAUACUCAUGUUCACAAGCUAUUGCAUCCACUUUUAAAGCCAUUCUUCACUCUUGAACAAGGACGUGAUAUUAACUGGGCAAACAAGAUGUCAAUGUCAAGUGCUGAACGAAAAUCUAAUGAGGAAGGUGAUGGACAUAAGCCAGAUUUCAUGAUCUCUGUAGAUAUCAACAGUGGAACUGAUAAAUUUGAAAUAUUAUAUGGAUUAUUUAAGGAUACG
Molecule: messenger RNA, 1020 nt
Organism: Entrophospora candida
Lineage: Eukaryota; Fungi; Glomeromycota; Glomeromycetes; Entrophosporales; Entrophosporaceae
Source: the annotation of a GenBank genome assembly